AUGGAUUUGGAUUUGGAUGGCGUGGAUGAUUUAUCGAUAAACAAGGAAUUUGCAGAUAGAUUUACACAUAAUCACAAGAGAGCAGAGUUACAGCGCUUACAAGAGAAAUACAAGGAGGAAUCAGAUGAAUCGAGUGAUAGUGAUCAGUCUGACGAGGAUGAGCAGGGCGAUCAGCUAACCCCGGAUAUCGAUGCUGCUCUCCUCAAAACUCUCUCUCUCUUAAAAUCUAAAGAUCCCUCCAUCUACUCUGAUAAAAAGGUUUUCGAGGAGGAACAGGCAGCUUUGAAAGAUAAAGCUGCUCAACUCACCUCUAAGCGUACCAAAUUAUCAGGCAAACCAGUUACCCUCGCUGAUUUUGAGAGGCAGAAACUCCUUAAAGGUGAUUUUGGUAGUGAUGAAGAGGGUGAUGACGAUAACAACCCUGUCACCCUCCCCACCCACGCCCAAGAACAGAGGAACCUCAAGAAAGAAGUAACUUCCGCUUUUCACAGCGGUAAUGACGACAACGAAGACCAAGAUGACUUCCUUAAGCCUAAAUCUGUUGAAGAUGACGACGACUUUCAAUCACGCAACUCUUACAAGAAAUUCCUCCUCGAUAACGUCGGUGAAGAUGAGAUUAGAAAAGCUUUGGGUUUGGAUGAUGUGCGUAUAUCUAGCACUCAGCAAGAGAUCGACAACGCAUCCAAUCCCAAUCCCACAAAAGAAGAAAAGAAGCUGGCCAAGAAAGCUGCUAAAUCUGAAAAACCAGACAACCAAGAAAAAUCACUCAAAACACCCUCAAAAGCCUAUCAAAAAGCUAAAGACGAUCAAUUUUUAAUGGAUUACAUCUUGAAUCAGGGCUGGAUGCCUGGUUCUUCAACCUCUGUACCAAAAGAUGUCCCAAUUUCCAACCAAAAAGCUGCUGAAAAGGGUCACUCUUUUAAUUUAUCCGGUGCAAACGCUGACAAUGAGCUCCUCGAAGAUGACGAUGAUUUUGAAGACUAUGCAGAUGACUUUGAACAUAGAUAUAACUUUCGCUUUGAAGAACCCAAUGCUGAUGACAUCAAAACCCACUCAAGACAACUUGAAUCUACUGUUCGUCGUUCUGACAACAAGAGGAAAGAACAGCGUGCAUCCAAAAAGGAGCGCAAGGAGGUUGAAAAGCGUCAACGUGAAGAGGACCUUAAGCGUCUCAAAUCACUUAAGAAAGAUGACAUUAAAUCUCGUCUUGCUGCUAUUGGUGAAGAUGCUGCCAAAUUUGAACACUUAGAUCUUGAUGCAGAGUUUGAUCCGGAAGCUCACGAUAAAGCUAUGCGGGAUGCAUAUGAGAAUGAGUAUGAUGAGGAGGGUGACGAGGGUGAAUUUGACGAGGAAAAACCGCAGUGGGAGGAUGAUAUUGAUAUUGACGAUAUCGUCGCACAGGAUGACCCACAGGAUGACUCCACACCGAUCAACAUGGAUGCGGACUAUAAUGACCAAGAUGACCAAAACGACGGAAAGGUCACCAUGUCGAAACGUGAGCGUAAGAAGGCCAAGAAGAAGGCAAAAGCGGAUGCCAAGGGUGCAACUAAAGAGGGAUACGAUGAAGAUGAUGUUGAUAUGGAUAUGGAUGCUGACCACUUAACACAUCAACCACAAGAAGAAGAACCAAUGCCAGCAACAGCAGAGGAAAGACAAGCAGCUCUUGAAAAGUGGCUAGAUGAGUAUUACAAACUCGAUUACGAAGAUACAAUUGGAGAUCUCAAGACGAGAUUCAAAUACACAAACGUCGUUCCUGACAGCUAUGGUCUCAACACGGAUGAGAUACUCCGGGCAGAUGACAGAGAUCUGACGCGACUGAUGCGCGUGAAGAGAAUGGCACCCUACCGUAAAGAUAGAAUCGCUAACUCUGGUAAAGGAAAAUAUGCGAAUGGGAUGAUGUCGCGUGUGCGAGAAUUCAAACAUAAGGUAAAUAAUGAUAGACCGGCAUGGGGAGAAGAUUCAAAAGACUUCAAGCACCGCAAGCAUGAUAAGCAUGACGGUAAAAAGAGGCCGCGCGAGGGUGAUGGCGAUAUCGAUUCGUCUGCACUACCUCAACCACCCAAGAAGAAGAAAAUCGGUAAGCGCGAGAGGCAAAAACGACAGAAGAAGCUCGAGAUGGAGGGGUGA
Wallemia ichthyophaga EXF-994 is the source of this 2127-nucleotide messenger RNA. Its product is annotated as Protein KRI1-like protein. Gene Ontology annotation, biological process: endonucleolytic cleavage in ITS1 to separate SSU-rRNA from 5.8S rRNA and LSU-rRNA from tricistronic rRNA transcript (SSU-rRNA, 5.8S rRNA, LSU-rRNA). The coding region runs from base 1 to 2127 and encodes 708 amino acids. Gene Ontology annotation, cellular component: 90S preribosome; nucleolus. Lineage: Eukaryota; Fungi; Basidiomycota; Wallemiomycetes; Wallemiales; Wallemiaceae. The record is from RefSeq and is a predicted model, not a curated record. The transcript has a single exon.